Molecule: messenger RNA, 3692 nt
Organism: Solea senegalensis (Senegalese sole)
Lineage: Eukaryota; Metazoa; Chordata; Actinopteri; Pleuronectiformes; Soleidae
Gene: miga2
Product: mitoguardin 2
Exons: 16
Coding region: 337-2109 (590 amino acids)
Biological process (GO): mitochondrial fusion
Source: RefSeq, a predicted model, not a curated record
AGCUGUUUGAAGGACUUUCUUAUGCGUUGUUCCGCCUGUGAGCUGCAGACAGAGCGGCUAAAGCCACUGGGUGCCAGUUUAAAGUCCCACAACUCGCCCGGACUCGGUGAUGCUGUGAUGUAAAGUGACAGAUCGAGCUGUGCUAGCUUAGUGUGAUAGCUAAGGGGAAUAAAACUGCAGGUGGACUGGUACUGGACUGGUGCGAAGUACAAGUUCAGGAGUGAAUGACGACAGACGGUUCAUCUGCAAGCCCUGAGCUGGCUGAUCUCAGAGCGAAGAGCAAAUCUUUGUGGCAGCUUUGAAAAACUGUGGCCUGAAGGCAUUUUGAUAUUUGAAAUGUCUGUCAAAAGAGCAGAAGGGAUGUCCAUCGCUCAGGCUUUGGCCAUGACCGUAGCAGAGAUCCCUGUCUUUCUCUAUUCCUCAUUUGGGCAGUCAAUAUUUUCCCAGCUAAAACUGACCCCAAGCUUGAAGAAGGUGCUCUUUGCCACAGCACUGGGCAGUGUAGCUCUGGCUCUCACUGCGCAUCAGCUCAAAAGACGGAGGAGGAAGAGGAAGCAGGCAACACAAGGGAAGGAGGGCCAGAAGACGGUUGGAAUACCUGAGGCCCUGAUGAGGACAGGAAGGCCCUCCUCAUUAAAGAGAGGUCCAUUAACUGGCCGUCAGGUGAUGAGUCCAAGCACCAGGAGCAAUGACACCAUGAGUGGAAUUUCUUCUCUGGCUCCCAGUAAACACUCAAGCUCCUCACACAGCCUGGCAUCGAUGCGGGUCCCAAACUCCCCAAAUCAGUCUGUCAAUCCAUCCACACCCUGGGAAACAGAGCCUGUGGUUGAAGAGUCGGGGGUAUUAGAGGACGCCAAUGCAGAGAAUCUUUAUUUAAUGGGGAUGGAGCUCUUUGAAGAAGCUCUACGAAAGUGGGAACAGGCCCUGAAUAUUCGCCACUCAGGCUCAUCUUCCAGCAACAGUAGCCUUGUGCUACAGGGGGCAACGUGUGAAGACUUUCCCAUGAUGGAAAUGCGUAAUAAAGUGUUUGCUGAGAAGUUGGAGACACUACUGCACAGGGCCUACCACCUACAGGAGGAUUUUGGCAGCACUAUCCCAACAGACAGUGUGCUGGCAGACUUUGAGAGUGAAGGAACUCUCAUCUUGCCUCAAGUGGAGACUUUCCACCGAUUGCAAAAUGAUGAUGCAGCUACUGUUUCCUCUGAUGACUCCUUCUUCUCUGCUGCAGAGUUGUUUGAUGCAAUGGCUCUAGAAGAGGUCUAUCAUCCUCUUAAGCCUGCAGCUCUAUAUGAAGAAGCCUUGUCCCUAGUGCGGGAGUGCAAAGUGGCCUACAGGUCCUCGAGGACUGAAUUACUUGAAUGUUAUGAUGAUCAAGAUUUCCUUGCCAAACUCCACUGUGUGAGACAAGCGUUCCAGGUCCUGUUGAUAGAUGAAACUCAUCGCACAUUUUUCAUGGAGACUGGAAAGCAAAUGAUCACAGGGUUAAUGGUGAAGGCAAACAAGAGUCCUAAAGCCUUCCUAGAGAGCUAUCAGGACAUGCUGCUUUACACCCAGAGGGAAGAAACAUGGCCCAUCACUAAGAUGGAGCUGGAGGGCAGAGGAGUGGUGUGUAUGAACUUUUUUGACAUUGUGUUGGACUUCAUCCUGAUGGAUGCGUUUGAGGACCUGGAGAGCCCUCCCUCCUCUGUGGUCGCUGUGCUGAGGAAUCGCUGGCUUUCUGACAGCUUUAAAGAGACGGCCCUGGCCACUGCUUGCUGGUCUGUCCUCAAAGCUAAAAGGCGUUUGCUUAUGGUACCUGAUGGUUUUAUAUCCCACUUCUAUGCCAUAUCAGAACAUGUGAGCCCAGUUUUAGCUUUUGGGUUUUUAGGACCCAGGCAGCACCUAAGUGAAGUGUGCACUAUCUUUAAGCAACAAAUUGUACAGUACCUUAAGGAUAUGUUCGACCACGACAAAGUACGCUUCACCUCGGCUCAGUGCUUGGCGGAGGACAUCCUGAACCUUUCCCACCGCCGGAGUGAAAUUUUACUGGGGUAUCUGGGGAUUGACAGCCUUCUGCAGCUCAAUGGUACCGUGCCCAUAGAAACGGAGGAUUCUUCAGGGCCCAACUAAAACCACUAGGGCCACUAAGUUAUUCAUGUGUCUUGUGAGGGCCAAAGACUUUGGGUUUUCAAGUAGGGAACAGCAAGGAGUUCCAUCUCAACACUUGAGUUGUAAGAAAUAAUCAUUUAAUCAUCAGCAGAUUUAUUUUCACUAGAUCUGGGUUAUCACCAGUACCAGUGAGGGGAGACUUUCCUAUUUUGUAAUCAGCUGCUGUGUUGUAUUUGGAGACGGCCAACUGAAGUCAUGUAAUCUCAGACAUGUGUGGACUUGUCUCUGCCUUGAUGUGAUACGUAGAAACACACAGGACAGAAGCACUCUGAGCAAAUGAAGACUGGGCCUUCUACACUGUUACUCCUCAUGGAGCGAAUGUUUUCAGAUUACCACUCGUGGUUGCAUUGUAACCUUCCAUUCAUCUGACCGGUGAAAUCAGUUUGAAUAUCUUCCUUAUCUACCUUCUUCAUUAUUAUAUGGGGAAAAAAACAAGUCUGAUAAUGUUUUAGUUUUUUAUUGAAAGGGACAAAGAUAUUUGUUAAAACCAUGAUAAUUCCUGAUAACCUUGGCUAACUCUCUGUCGCUUCUGCUGCUUAAUGAAAGAUGUGAUGAAUUUGUCUCCCCACUUAUACAAUAGUAUUUAUUCCAGUUUGGUAUGGUCCAGCAGUUUAAGAUGUGACUGUGUGAAGUCCAGAAGGACAACAAUUAAAAGUAGCUUAGGGUAAAAUGUUAACAUAUAGAAAAUAUGUAUUGAUUAUCCCCAAAUUAUGCUCUGACCCCACACCACUUCUAUUAAUCGUCUCCGAUAAAGUGGAUUACGCCGAUAGAAAACAACAUAGAACUGAUGUGGUUUUCGAGUUUAUUUAAACAAAAGUGUCUCAAUACAAAUACAUUUAAAUCUGUUAAUGUGUGAAAUUUUCAGCAGCACUACAUACUGAGUAUAAAUGUUGUUAUUGGUGUAAAUUGGGAUAAGAGUGGAUUAAAGAAAAACCCUAAACCCAAAAGGUCUUAUUUUUCACAGCAGACAUGUGCCAGUGUUUUAAUAGGAAAAGUGCAAGUGUUACUGUUAAUCUGAACAAUUGAAGUGUUUUAAUUACGUGUUUAUUUAGUUUAAGCCAUGACAGCAACAGCACGGGUAGAAAAUUACUAGGUGAGUUUUGCUGAUUAAACUACCUAACAGUAUGUAGACUCAUUUUCAGCCAUAACCAGUAAAACAUUAACCAUAAUAAUAAUGAUCCAAUAAUAUAGUUGACUAUAUAAACAGUACAUCGUCAUCAGAAGAGCAUUCAUUUGGAUACCUAGGUACACUGCUCUUUAAAUUCAACUUUCGUCAAAUGUAAUUGAUCAUUUUCCUACUUUUAGUUGAGAAUCACAAUGUCUUACCCCUGUGCUUUUCCUUUUAUGCCAAAAUGUGUGCUGUGAAAAAAGCUCAUCAACACUUUGAGCACCAUUUACAGUAGAAUUGUUACCAAGGUUGUUUGUGACUUCAUGAAGUCUUGCAAUGAGGAAGUGGGCAUUGUACAGUCAGACUGUUACCUCCAUAAGGGCAUGGAUGAUAAAACCUGAGUUCUCUUUCUCAGUACUGUGAACGUGUUGGACAC